AUGUGGGCUACCCACUUUUGGCCUUGUCUCUGGUGGACCCACUUGUUUGGUGUGGCUGGAUCCAAAGAGACGGCUGGCUUCGAUAUAACUAAUCUUGCUAUUUCGGAUCUUUAUAGUCCCUCAGAGAGUCCUGUUGGCGACAUUCGCAUCUGGAUCACCAUGAAGACUACAUUCGUCCUGAUCUCGGUCUUGGCUGCCUUCGGCCAUGCCUCGGUGCUUCGAAGCUCCUCAAUGGAACGAGCGCCAGCCACUGUCCGUGUGAGCGGAAGCCGAUCCUCUCUCAAGCCCUUAAAACUCACUGUAAAUGCCUUUAACGAGGAGCAUAAGCUUCGUCUACAUCGUGCCCCCUCGCCCCUAGCUGCGGAAUUCAAGCUGCAGACAACCACACGCGACAGUCAAGGACGAGUAGUGAUUGAAGACGCACCACAUGACUCGGUGAUUCCCGAUCUGUACCACGACCCCGAUACCGGAGCUGUGGUGUCCGUGGACGGUACUAAAGUGGAAGGCCUUAUAACGCCCACACUUGCCAUCAAAGCAAACGCUGACGGAACUCACCAGGCACAGCGACAGUAUGAAGCUGAAGCCGGCGCUUACAACGACUACCUGGAAAUUCCCGCCGAAGUCCGCCAGUAUCAAGCACAAGCAAAGAUCUCUCAAAGUAGCCGAGGUGCCCUUAGUGUCACAGCUGAACUCUACGUAAUAGUUGACAGCACCCUCGCUCAACAAUUGGGCUCCAACACAAAGGUGAAACAGUACCUGUCCGUGUUCUGGAAUGGAGUCAACAAGAGGUUUGCUACCAUGAGUGACCCAAAGGUCAAUCUGGUUCUGUCUGGAGCUCUCAUUGUCCGUGACUCAGCCGACGAGACUUACAUAAAUGAUAAUGUCCUUCUGGAAAACUACAUCAAUGGAGAGAAUACCCUUAGCUCAGUCAGCGAUUGGCUGUUCCAGAAGAAAGCUUCACUGCCUGCUUAUGAUGUGGCCUACCUAAUGACGGGCAAGGACAUGGCUGAUGUGGAAUCUGGCAUGAUUAAGGAGGGCUUAGCUGGCAUUGCCUGGAAAGGAGCCGCAUGUAUUGUGGCCAGCGGUAACAAACGCUCUUUCAACACUGGCAUGGGUGAGGAUAUGGGCGCUUACUAUGUGGGCGUGAUGACUGCCGCACAUGAAGUAGCACACAAUCUUGGCUCUCCUCAUGAUGGCAAAGAUGGAGCUGAAGCUUGUUCGUGGGAUGACGGCUACAUAAUGAGCUACGUUCCAGGUAAAUCCAACAAGCUGUUCUUUUCGUCGUGUUCACAGAAACUGAUGAAGGACUAUAUGAGCAGUGACGACGCUUCCUGCCUUCAGACGACCCAAAUAGGAGAGAAAAUCCCUCUCUCUUCCCAGCUGCCAGGUGAAAUCGUCUCCAUGGACGAACAGUGCCAAAAGCAAACUGGCAAGUCGGAAGCCUAUGCGUCGAAAUCCGUGUCUGCGGACUCUCUGUGUGUCCAGCUCGUAUGCCAGUGGCAGGUGAAGGAUGGCUACAGCAUCUGGACCUACACCCAGUCGACAGGACGUCCAGCUGCCGAGGGUUCUGCAUGCAGGAGUGGCGGUGUUUGUAACAACGGAUCCUGCCAAUAGUAAUUCUUUCAAGCUUCUCUUCACGAAAUUUGGAUUAUGGCCGAAUAAGCACUUUUAAUAUAAUCUUUGUGUUGAAAGGAGAAAACACACUACCGUGUUGAUACUAUGGUAUAAAAACCCACACUGCAAAACUAGAUUUAAUUGAAAAAGAGACUACAGUUCCGGAAUCCACCUGGAUUCCCUCUUCAGGUCUGUGUUGUUUAUGAAAAAAAAAAAAAAAUAUCGGCUUGCAACACGUUGUUUCUGUAUUAACGGACCCUGUGAGAGGAAACUUUGAAGUAAUAUUUGGUUGAUGACUUAAUAAAUAUAUGCAGCAUGA
Molecule: messenger RNA, 1933 nt
Organism: Penaeus chinensis
Lineage: Eukaryota; Metazoa; Arthropoda; Malacostraca; Decapoda; Penaeidae
Product: venom metalloproteinase antarease-like TtrivMP_A
Exons: 2
Coding region: 1-1614 (537 amino acids)
Biological process (GO): proteolysis
Molecular function (GO): metalloendopeptidase activity
Source: RefSeq, a predicted model, not a curated record